AUGGUUGCUGGGAUUGCGAUGGAUAGUGUCCUGAAGACUGAGAGAUCGGGGGAGUUUGGAUCUAUCUCACUGUGGGGAGUUGUGGGUUAUGAAGGUGUUUUGAAAUAUUUACCUCACAAGUUUGGAAAAUUUGAUGUUGUGGCGUCUGGUUGUUGUGCGCAACUUGCGUGUUUCCUGUUGUGGGGACGUCUGUCCAGUCUUCUGGGAGGAACAGAUGUUGUUUUGGGAUUGCAUAUAGAAGACAAUAGACACGGCGUCAUCCUGUAA
This is a messenger RNA of Enterobius vermicularis (human pinworm), 267 nucleotides long. Lineage: Eukaryota; Metazoa; Nematoda; Chromadorea; Rhabditida; Oxyuridae. The record is from the annotation of a GenBank genome assembly.